AUUUCGUUGGCACCAAGUAAAAUGAGUGCGGUUUCUCCGCGACCAAGUGAUAACCUUGGGGAACGUCAACCAGAGCUGUUUACAUCAUGAAUCUCUUGGGUUUCAUCGUAGUUUUAAUCGCGGUCGUCACCGGUACCACCUCCGCCCAGACCGCCCAGGACUGCAUCAACGUGGCCUGCCGGACGUACGACGAUGUCAACACGCUGUGGUGCCACGCCGAUCCGGCGCACUUCUGCCAGUGUCGGCCCAGUCCCGGUGGAACCUGGGUACCGCAGGUGAUGCCGUGCGCGCCCGGAACGCUGUACAGCUUCCGGCGGCAGACGUGCGUCCAUCCGCCCAUGUACGACGACCGGGAGUGCGACGAGCUGGGCCCGGAAGGUGGCGAACUCGAGCUGGCGGUGUGCGAGGAGGUGCCGUGUGUGACGUACGCGGAAGUUAGCACGCUGGUCUGUCACGAGGAUCGGACCAGGUUUUGUCAGUGCCGGCCGCUGAAGAUUGACCCGACGGUGUGGGUUCCGGUGGUGAUGCACUGCGCGGAGAGCACUAGCUUCUCCUUCCGCCAUCAGACGUGUACGCGGGAUGAACUGUGGUUGAAUAGCUGCUGAGAAUUCGGUACGGUGAGACCGCGGUGGUUCGACAUUUUAGAAUUGUCACUUGACGUAAACAAACCCUGGCGACCCGACGGAGUUCACCGCUAUGUAGAAUUAGUAAAAGAUUGUGUUUUGUGUACUGGUUAGGUGUGAGAAAAGUGUGAACGGAGAAGUCAACGACCCAAUAAACUAUUCAUGACAGAAUUUCAUUAA
Messenger RNA from Culex quinquefasciatus (southern house mosquito), 803 nucleotides. RefSeq lists its product as uncharacterized. The transcript is spliced from 2 exons. NCBI's taxonomy places the organism in Eukaryota, Metazoa, Arthropoda, Insecta, Diptera, Culicidae. The record is from RefSeq and is a predicted model, not a curated record. The coding region runs from base 87 to 605 and encodes 172 amino acids.